Messenger RNA from Biomphalaria glabrata, 1029 nucleotides. RefSeq lists its product as uncharacterized. Gene Ontology annotation, cellular component: plasma membrane. The transcript has a single exon. NCBI's taxonomy places the organism in Eukaryota, Metazoa, Mollusca, Gastropoda, Planorbidae. The coding region runs from base 1 to 1029 and encodes 342 amino acids. The record is from RefSeq and is a predicted model, not a curated record. Gene Ontology annotation, molecular function: G protein-coupled receptor activity. Gene Ontology annotation, biological process: G protein-coupled receptor signaling pathway.
AUGAAUCAAACGUCCCCUGACGUCACCUGCUUUACAGGCGACAUUACUGAUGGACUUGUAGAAAUAUUUUUCACAGUGAAUUUUUUCGCUUUGAACGCCAUAAUUGGCUCCGUCGGACUCGUGGUGAAUGUUAUCAAAGUGAUUGUGUUUUUCCAACUUGGACUCAAUGACAGCACCAACAUUUCCUUCUUUGUCCUGUCUCUUGCUGAUGCUGGUAUCGGGUUGCUCAUGCUUGGCUUCAGCGUAGUCUUCAACCCACUGUUUCAGCAAACGAUCUCAAACAUAGACGUCGAGUUCGCCAUAUCCUACUAUUGCGUUUCCUGGCCGUAUAGUGUUUUCAGCCGAGUAGCAGCCUUAAUGACCGCGGUCAUCACCGUGGAGAGAUUUUUAUGUAUAACAUUUCCGUUGAAAGUGAAGGAGAUUAUGAACCCGACUAUAACCGCCAUUACGUCCAUAACCUUAACAUUUCUUGUACUGGCCACUGUGAUACCAGCUUUUGUAGCUACACAUCUUGGACCCGUGUUCAACGAGAAACUGAACGAGACCAUACUAGGACUUGUUCAAACUGAAUACAGAGUACAACUAGAGACUUUCUCUUAUUUCUUCUUGGCUUUCUUUCAAAUCCUGUCUAUAGUUGUUAUCACAGUCUUCACCAUCGCAUUGACACACAGAUUUCUUCAAAUCACUAGCUGGAGAAAUCAAGUGUCCAAUAAAAGCGGAGAACUCUCAGGCAAAGAUAAGAGGCUGGUCAAGAUGGUCAUACUUCUGUCUAUAUCAUUUUUAUUGUUCUCAAUUCCAGCUAUAGUCUUUAUAUUUUUUGCGGAAUUCCAAGCAGGAUUCACCAUUAUUGGAGCGUGCAAAAAUUUAUAUUUUAUUUUUAGUUCGUUCAUUUUUCCAACGGACGCAAUGAAUUCCAUAGUCAGUUUCUUUCUGUUGGUACACAUGAGCUCCAAGUUUCAACACGUCGUCAACGUGAUGCUUCGAGUGGUCAUGAGAGGAAAGAAAAACAAACGACAGACAGAAGAAUAA